Messenger RNA from Cylindrotheca closterium, 1473 nucleotides. Lineage: Eukaryota; Bacillariophyta; Bacillariophyceae; Bacillariales; Bacillariaceae. The record is from the annotation of a GenBank genome assembly.
AUGGGAAGGAAAAAACGAAAUCCUGAACAGAAUGCUAUCGAUGAUGAGAAGAAAUGGAAGAAUGCCGUGGUGAUUCCUGUUGACGGCGGUCUCUCGUUUCAAGUGGUGGGUGUGGAUUCUACAACUGGAACCCUCUUUGCGCGUCGUGAAAAGGUGGAUACCAUCUUACAACGGCCUGAAACGGCACUUUGCGUGUUUUCUUCUGAUGGUAAAAGUCCUACUCUCUUUGUUGUUCUCGAGCGAGUCCUGCUUGCUGCCACCCUUCCAGAAGAACCUGUGACAUCCUAUCCAUCGACAUCUGUCGAAGUCGAAGCGGCUGUCAAAGAGCUAUGCCGAAUAGGCGCGAUAUGGAUCACUACGAGAGACCAACAACACCCUAAGAAUCCACCAAAAUGGAGCCGUGCUACUGAACUGCAGCUACAACAAGAAGUAAUGGUCGAAGAUGAUGCAAUUAUCCGAAUGCACUCACGUCCACCAAGAUUUCCAUCCUUUUCCAAACUUCAGGUUGUCACCAAGAAUGAUACUCAUGGUUUCUGGGUCGUAAACAAGCCUGGUGGUUGUCCAAGUCAUGCUACGGUGGAUAAUGGAGUCGAAAAUGUCUUGGCAGUGGUCCAACAAGAUUCAUCGUAUGCAACCUUGCCGCAACGAUUGGACACGGAAACAUGUGGGUUGCUUCUGGUCGCCAUUCGACCCAGCUUUGCGAGAUGCAUGGGCCAGCUGUUGCAGGCAAAGACAAAGAUUGCAAAUCAAAUGAAAUCCUUAUCUGGCCCAGCACAAAUCAUGGAAUCCAAACCUAUGAAACCACUGACAAAGAAAUACCGAUGUUUGGUGGUAGUUUCGGAUGAGAACAGCAAGAAGGAGGUCUAUCAUCGAUUCUGUCGCUGGAGGGAUUCGCGACACCGGGUCAUUCAUUAUCUCGAUGCUUCGUCCCCUGCGCCCAAACGGUUUCUGGAUACAAUUCCAGGCGACGAGGCCAAUCUGAACGAAAGCACGAAAUGGCAACUCUGUCAACUACAAAUUACAGCAGUGAGUCAGCCUUACACGGUUUCUAUUCCCGGCAUUUCUUCCAAUCUCUCUUCGGCGGAACAACUUUACAAGGCACUAUGGGGAGAGAAUCAGCCAGUAGUAGACUCCAACCCUAUGUAUGUGCUUCAAUUGGAGAUUGAUUUGUUGACAGGAAGAACCCAUCAGAUCCGAGGGCAGCUUUCAGCAUUAGGAGCUCCAAUUGUGGGCGAUGCUCUCUAUGGCGGUGUGCAUAAUCCGAAUAAUAUGCUGCUAAAGGAUUCUAUUGCACGAGCUUCCAAUCGGAUGGCCCUGCAGUGCUGUUCUUUGGAAUUCAAGAAACCGACUGUGGCCGAAAAGGAUGAGACGAUGGACGAGAUUUCGUCCGACAAGUCGUCGUUCUACAGAUUCCACCUGGAUCAAGCUUGGUGGACAGACUACUUGCAUCAGUAUGCCGAUGCAGAAACUUGA